AUGUCGCGCCACAAGAUCGUCAAAAACUUAGACCUGGACGACGAACUUGAUGAUUUCGAUGGCGGGGAGGACUACGGCUACGAUGAGGAAGAAGGCGAAGAAAAAAUGCGACAAGGCACAAUUAAGGUUCGCGAAGCGCUGCCACCAACUGCAGCCCAUGUCACCGACAAACAGGUCCAGGAGGCACUAUGGCACUACUAUUACGAUGUGGAGAAGUCGGUGAAAUACCUGGUGGCCGCAUCUGUGCCUACGACGCCGAAGGUAUUGAAGAAGGGAGCAGCUGGGAAGAAACCAGAAGGUGGGUUCAUUUCUUUCGGGGUGUGUUGGAGCUUUGGCCAGUCGGCGUGCAACAAGGCAUCUACGUUGGCAGGAGCCUUGUACCCAGACACAUGCUUGAAACCCUUCUCCUUUGCAGAAUUUUUCAAAGACACUCCAUGGCUCCAAGUUCCUACCGACCGGCAAACGGUGUUCAUCGACCCUAUCUAUCCUCGACUUGGGCUUCUCGGUGGCUCUUCCGAUGGUGUACCAAAAAUGUCUAAGUUGCAGGCUUUGGCCGCUGCAAGGAAGAAGAAGGCCCAAGAGCAGCGAGCAAAUAGCAAUCCUACAGGGGAGAUGUCGCGGGCUGGCCUUGAUAAAAUCGACCAUAGCGACCUGGGAGAUGCUGGGGUUGGGGGAAUGGCACCUAGCGGAUCAGCUUUACUUCAGAAACCCUCCGCACGGGGUUUUCCUCUGCGAAAACGUAAAGGCUUAGAUGAACAUGAAAGCCUUCCAAAAGCGCCGGUAGCCAUAGACGAUGCGGGGUUAAACCCCCCAGCAAGCCCAGAAGAUAUCCCAUCCGCCGGUCAAGCAGAGCCAUCUGACUUUGCCAACACAAUGUUUGGCAGCCACUCUCAAACGCCUCGGCAAUCUCCGGACAAUUUAUUUACUAUGCCUUUCGCUGCAGAUAUUGCUUCUAUAGCCGCUAACCCUUUCGCAGGCCCUAGCCCAGAUGAUAUAGUCAUAGCGGCGCAGUCGAAAGCUGGAAAGGGAGGCAAAGGAGCUCCAAAAAGUAAUGGCGAGAAGAAGGCUGCUCAGAUUGCUGCUGGGGUUGAAGCAAUGAGAAUUGAUGACACUCCCAGGGCGAAGAGCAAGCACUUGGAUGUACUUGCGGAAUUUGGAAAGGCGGAGGCCAAAAAUGCUGCGAAUUUCGUGGUUAUUGGGCAUGUCGAUGCUGGAAAGAGCACGUUGAUGGGCCGGUUACUAUAUGACCUUAACGUUGUAGAUAAACGCACGAUAGACCGAUAUCGCAAAGAAGCUGAGAAGAUGGGAAAGUCAUCGUUCGCGUUGGCAUGGGUUUUGGACCAAGGAUCUGAAGAGCGAGCUCGAGGGGUCACAAUUGACAUUGCUACCAACACAUUCGAAACCGACAAAACAUCUUUCACGAUUCUUGAUGCACCAGGGCAUCGAGAUUUUAUACCCAAUAUGAUUGCUGGAGCAAGCCAAGCGGACUUCGCUGUGCUUGUAAUUGAUGCAAACACUGGGUCCUUCGAAUCGGGUUUGAAGGGCCAAACAAAGGAGCAUGCCCUCCUAGUCAGAAGUAUGGGAGUACAGCGCAUCAUUAUUGUUGUCAACAAGCUUGACACGGUAGGCUGGGCUGAAGACCGCUUCACGGAAAUCUCCACCCAAGUUUCGGCAUUCCUUAUCGCGGCGGGAUUUCUCUCGAAGAACAUCACUUUCAUCCCUUGCUCAGGGUUGCAUGGCGACAAUAUCACACGCCGAUCUACUGAGCCUGCAGCAUCCUGGUAUCAGGGUCCUACUUUGGUCGAAGAGCUAGAUAAUUCUGAGCCUGCUGGGAGAGCGUUAUCCAAGCCGCUGCGCUUAACCAUCGGCGAUAUAUUUCGAGGCGGAGUUCAAAACCCCCUCUCCAUAUCUAGUCGAAUCGAAUCCGGCUCAUUACAAGUCGGGGAUGCAUUGCUGGUCCAGCCUUCUUCCCAAAAAUGCUUUGUUAAAGCUCUCGAGAUUGACAACGAGCCGGUGGAUUGGGCUGUUGCUGGCCAAAAUGUUACACUGCACCUAUCCGGCAUCGAAGAGCAAUAUCUGAAGAUUGGCGAUGUCUUAUGCACCCCUUCGAACCCGAUCCAAAACGUUAAACAAUUCACAGCCAAAGUCCUAGCCUUUGAAUUUCUGACUCCAAGCCAAAUUGAUAUCCAUAGAGGGCGGCUUCAUACUCCUGGCAGGAUCGUAGAGAUUGUUGCGGUUCUCGAUAAACACACGGGCGCUGUAGUAGGGAAGAAGAAGCCGAGGGUUGUGAAGCCAGGCCUGAUAGCAAGAAUCGUGGUUGAGCUUGAGGCCCCGGUCCCGCUGGAGGCUCCUGGGAGAGUGGUGCUCAGGGGCAACGGCGAGACGGUUGCAGCCGGGUUAUUGGAAUGA
This is a messenger RNA of Venustampulla echinocandica, 2409 nucleotides long. RefSeq names its product p-loop containing nucleoside triphosphate hydrolase. The record is from RefSeq and is a predicted model, not a curated record. NCBI's taxonomy places the organism in Eukaryota, Fungi, Ascomycota, Leotiomycetes, Helotiales, Pleuroascaceae. The transcript is spliced from 5 exons. Bases 1 to 2409 code for a protein of 802 amino acids. Gene Ontology annotation, biological process: translation. Gene Ontology annotation, molecular function: GTPase activity; GTP binding.